AAUGAUGGCGCUGGUUUUCCAGUGAUCUGAUCGGUCGGUAGUUGGACCAGUGACUGGCUUUGAUCUGUUAUCUGGAACUUGACCUGCGGAGCACCGUGCCCGUUCAGCAUCAGUUACUGUGGUGAUUUACACCCGGUUAGAAGAGAACCAGCUUCGUAGGACGGAAAAAAAGAUAAACCCGAAGUUACCUCGAUAACCGCAAACCCUGCUUCGCAGUUCAGGCCUCAGCUGUCCCUGAAGGCAGCACUCCCCAACAACAGCAGUGCUUCAAACUUGAGCUUGUGAGAGUAAAUUUUCCUGUGAACUUUCUCUGAAAUUUACCACCGGAUUUAAAAAGCAAAGUGAAACAGAGCCAAGAAAAAGACACAGGAAGAAGACGGACGCGUAGCCAUGGCGCUGGAAACCGAUUCAGACGUGAAAGAGAAGUCGUUAUAUCAGAAACAAAUUGGAUUCGUGGGCGACGAGUUGGAGAGAUGUCAACUCAAAUGUGACGAGCUGAACAAGCGGAACAAGGACCUCGUCUCUCUGCUCACAGCGCUGGAGGAGGACAAAGAAGACAUCGCCGAGUACCUGAUAGCCAAGGAGGCCGAAGAGGAGAAGAAGGUGGAGGAGUUUGCCGAGCUGCUGCAGAAUCAGCAGCAGGCGGCCGAACGGGACGUGGUGGCGCUGAGGCUGCAGCACGGCGAGGAGCUGCCGGAGCUGAGCGACCGACUCCAGGCAGAGAGGACGGUUCAGGUGGAGAAGCUGCAGAAGCAGAGGGAGAUGCUGACGGAGCGGAUGUCUCUGGAGAAGCAGCUGGUCGCUCAGAGGGAAGAGCACGGGGCCGAGAUCCAGAGCCUGACGACUGAGAACGAGGAGGUGGCCGAGGAGAGGCAGACGAUCCCGGACGACUGCGUGGAGCCGCCGGCGAUCCAGAUGAUGCUGCACCGGCUGGAGGUGAUGGAGGAGAUCGACAACCUGCGAGAGCGAGAGCGAGAGGCCACGCGACACUGCGACAUGGACAAGAUGAGGACGGACAUCGAGAAAGUUACCAGGCGGAUCUUGGCCCGCACCACGGAGGCGGAGCAGCUGACGAAGAAGUGCAAGCAGCUGGAGGCGAAGCUGAACAACUGGAGCGUCACCCACGAGUGCUCGCUGGGCGAGGAGCAGCAUCUCAGACAGCGCCUGGCCCCGGUGUCGGAGGCGUGCGGGCAGAAGUUAACCAGAGUCGCCAAGCUGGUGAGGCAGCGGAGCAGGAGGUGGCUGCUGCAGGGCGACAUGAAGAAACACGCCCACGUCCUCCGAGACGUCCUGACGGACUCGGACGACACGUCGGAGACUCGGCACAAGACGCUGAUGCUGCUGGACCUGAUGGAGAGCACCGCCCACGAGGGAACAGGCCCCGCCCCUCAGGACCCCACCGGGAGGGGCGGUCGAGGGCCGACACCCGAGCGCUCCGACUCGGAAUCACCCUGGUACUUGGAUCUCUGUGAUCCCGCCUCUUGAGUUUCGAUGAGCACAGACGUGAACGGAUGUUUCCGUUCCCACCGGUGACCUUUGUGAAUCUGUAGAUUAAAGAAACAGUUAGCAUUAUCCUGUACAUACUGUAUUCCUGCUGCGUUCCAUUAAACCUCGGCACUCGGAGUCGAGGUUAUCGUUCCGUUAUAAUCUCGGAAUUCUGAAUUACCGACCUCAUGAGUUGGAAGUUGCAACUGGAACUGGAAGGUCGGAGGAAAUUCACCGCCCGAGUUCUGAGCUCAGAGGUUUAAUGUAACGCAGCAAUAUAUUCCAUUGUUUUUAAAUACCAAAUCUAUUUAAUGAAAUGAAAAAAUGCCCAAAGGGACGUCCUCAGAUGAUUAAUAUUUUUGUCUGAGCAGCAGUCUGAGGUCAUGUGAUCACUUUGUGACUCGAAUCAAUUAACUGUUUAUAAAACUCACCGGGUCCAGAAA
Molecule: messenger RNA, 1928 nt
Organism: Scophthalmus maximus (turbot)
Lineage: Eukaryota; Metazoa; Chordata; Actinopteri; Pleuronectiformes; Scophthalmidae
Product: early endosome antigen 1-like
Exons: 7
Coding region: 391-1485 (364 amino acids)
Source: RefSeq, a predicted model, not a curated record